AUGGCCCGCACGGCUCCCCCGACAGUGCCGCCGCCCCCGGGGCCGCCGGCUCGCGGCUCCCUCAGCCUCCAUCGCGCCUACCUACGGAGCCCGCUGGGCCUGCUGCGCUUGGGGCAGCUGGCUCUGGGCGCUGCCUUCUGGGUGACGGUAGCGGCUCAUAAGUACGAGGGGGCGGCCCACUUCGCUCUGUUUGCCGCCGUCCUGGUCUGGCUUCUCACCCUGGCACUCUUCGGGCUGAGCCUGCUGGGGCGCUGGGAGCUGGUGCCCUGGCUGGGCUCCCGCUGGCUCCUCACCAACCUGGUGCACGACCUGGCACUGGGUAUGGGGCUCUACGCAGCUGCCACUGGCAUCAUGGGUCACAAGGCCAAGCAGAGAAGCUUUUGCAACCUGCCGGGCUACAGCCAGCACUGCCUUUACAGUGCCUACCUGAGCGCCUCCAUCUGUGGGGGCAUCACUGCCUGCCUGUACCUCUUCUCCGGGCUCUAUUGCCUAUCACGGCGUUGCCAGGACCAGCAAGACAUCAUCUGAGAUCCCGUGCCACUUGGCUCCCCUUCUCAGCUGCAGACAGAACAUGGCCUGUCUUUGGGAUGAAAUGACCCUGCCACCCCAUCCCCUCCUGGCUGACUGCACUGCAAUUCCUCCAGAGAAUCCUGCACAGACGGAUGGACAGACAGAGGCCUUCCCCGAGCACGGCUUCCCCUGCAGCGCACUGAGACAGCGUGGACACCCAGCCAGUGCACAGGCCCUUCUCCCACCCUUGGACAGAUGUAGGCUACUGCAAGUGGAAGGACCCAAAUGGAGAGCCCCCAAGAGGCAUACCAAUCUUUGUGAGCCCCUCCUAGAACUCAAGCCAAAAUCCCCUGCCCCUGGUCUUGCAGACGCUGCAUGCUCAGGUGGGUGCCGAGUUUUCCCUGGGGUGGAGGGGGACUGGCCUAGGGGAGCUGAGCUGGGGGCAGCAAUGCCUAGUGGAGUUGGAUGGGCAUAAACUCCCCUGACCUGCUGGCAGCCCUGUCUUGACAUUCCAGCUGCAUGGCGCCUCCACAGUUCCCUAGGGGAGGCCCUGAACUUGGCUUCCCCAGCCGGGCCCUUCCUUCUGCCUGGCCUGAAAACAUCUUUCGUCUUAUUGGAGCCGCAAAGGGCUCAGUGCCUCCCUGCCCUUCACUCAGAGGGUGUGGAGACACCCAGAUACUGCAUGGCCAGAGCAGCAUCACCCCAGUCCAGCUUGGAGACUGAGCAGGGCAGUAAGGCCUCUGUUGCUGUGGAGGGAGGGGAAGGACAAGUGGAGCCGUAAACCCUGGGCUAAAUUCCUCCAGUGCUAGAAUUUGUAUAGUCCUGGGAUGGGGCCAGGUGCCCCAGGGGUUGAGGGGAGCCAGUCAUGGGGUUUUUCUCUCCUCCUGACAUCCCUGCAGAGAGGUUUGUGGCUCCUAGCCACCCAGAGCCACUGAACCAGCCCUGUGGCCAGGCUACUCCAAAAGGGAUGGAAACAGACUCACUGAUGGAGACCAGCCUGCAACCCUCCCUGUCUCUGCUGCACUUGGUUUAUCAUCCUGGAAAAUUUUCAUCUCUGGACUCUCUGGGACUGGGCAGUGCCUGGAGACUGUGGUGAGGUGGAGGGGAAGGGUGAACCUUGCAGCAUGGCAGUGCUAGGCUGUGCUGGCACUGUCCAUAGGGGAGCUGUGGCCAGGCAUUGUGGGAGCACAACCCAUCUUGGAGAACAGAAGAGGACACUGGCACUGGAGCCAGCCCAGCCCUGGAUUAGCCUCCACAACCCACCAGGUCCCAAGCCCUGAUGAGGCCAUGUAGGGCUGACUAGAGAAAUGGGUGGCCAGACAGAAUUUUUAGAGCAGCAGCACCACACUGGAACUGCACUGCCACAAGACCUCCUCACCCUGCCUGGAGGCAGGUCCUCUCUAUUGCUUGCAGUGCAAGGGAGGGUCUGCUCCGGUCUCUGUGUAGACUCAGAUCAGUGAGAUGUGUGUCCUCAGCAGCUGGCCACAGCUGCCUAUUGCCUGGGGUUGCCUGGAGCCUUUUUUGAGGUGGAGAGCAGCAGCCAUGAUUCCCCUGGGGGCUUGAAUAUGUCUGGGAUUGGUACUGGGUCACCACUUCCAUCAUGAUGUGCUGUCCCAGUGGAUACCCCAUAUGCUCAGGGGCCCUGCCAAGCCCCAGGCCAUGUACCCCUUCCCUGGGUAGGACAUGCUGUCUGUGCACUGUGUCAAGGCUGGUCCCUGGCACCGCCUGCCUCUGCCUCACUCUGGUGCAGCCCUUGUGCCAAAAUGCCCUCGGUGCUUCUGCCACCACAAGUGCCUUCCCCUGGCUUUCUGCAGCCCUGUCUGUCACAUCAGCUCCAUCCCCCUACAGCCUCCUUUCAGGUGCCACAAAUAAAGCAAUGUUGGCACUCACUGGGUGUCUGGAGCUUUGUGCUGGGGCUGGAACCUGCUGGGUAUGAGGUCUGAGCUGAGAUCACAUCCAGCUCUGUAGCCCUGCACCCUGGGCCCUCUCUGCUUGGAGCCUCUGGCCAUGGUCACAAAGUCCUGAGGUGCUCUGGGGUCACAGGCAGGCUUCCUGAUGCUGAGGCACUGUUCCUACUAGAGAGGCUUAAGCCUCUGUCUAUCCCUGGCCCUACUGCCUGUCCAGACAGGGCACAGACUGAUGCUCAUGUGGGGGUCCAGACAGAGCAGAGGGAGGCCAAGUCCCCAGAGCUCUGUGGCUAUGGGAUGUACUGAAGACAGGAUGUAGUUGCAUUCCUAAGGGCCUCGUCACUCCAUGCUGAAAGGGCCCUCUGUCCCGGGGCCAGGGCACUACUGGGCAGACAUGUACACACUGACUGGCCUUUGGUGGGUCAGGGGCCAAUGGAGGGCUGCCAGCUUCUCCCAGGACUGGCUGCAGCUCUGGGAUGCACUCUUGGGACAGAGCUGAGUCUUGGACCGGGACCUGCAGCUGGGGUGUCACUGGGUCCCCAGCCUUCUGCCCAUGGGACACACGCCCUGUUCAUCAGAGGCUGCAGGCAGCUGGCAGCAUCAUUGUGCCCUCAUUGUCCAAGAGCCACCAUAGGGUUGUAACAAGGUUACAACUUUUGGCAUCAGACGAAGCCCAGGAUCCUCAGAGCAUCCCCAGGAACCAGCAUCCAUGCUCUACUGCAAGCACCUUUUAGGACAGCCCAUGGCACCCGGAGCAGUGUGAGCACGGCUGCGGGCUGCUGGGCAGGACAGUGCCAGCGCACCCCAGGCUGGGCUGCGUUGAGGGCAUGGAGGGGCAGCGAAUGAGCUACCAGCCACACUCAUGGGCCUGUGGGAAACCUGCUGCUCCCUUCCAGGGACUGUGUGAGGCUGCUCUCUGGUCUCUCCUCGGGGAGAGGUGGCCCAG
Pseudopodoces humilis (Tibetan ground-tit) is the source of this 3363-nucleotide messenger RNA. The record is from RefSeq and is a predicted model, not a curated record. Lineage: Eukaryota; Metazoa; Chordata; Aves; Passeriformes; Paridae.